AGGUCGUGGUAACAUGCUUUCAAGUAUUUUUGUUUGCUUGGCACUACAGACAGCUUGUUUUGUUAGCGCUAAUGACAAUUAUCAGGAAGUGCUACAAAGACUCUCAAAUUUAGAAAAAGAAGUCUCUUUUCUGAGAGAAAAAUUAAAAUCCUGUCAAGGAGGAAGCCAAAUCUCCGAUGUCAUUGACCAAAGCAGAAAAAAACGCAUUGUACCUCAAGGACAACAGUCACAAGUCGCCUUCCAUGCUCAUCUUUCACAGAAUCAAAUCAAUCUUGGAGUGCAUCAAGCCAUCCACUUCGACAAAGUUCUUCUGAACGAGGGCAAUGGCUAUUCUGUGCAUGCUGGGGAGUUUGUGGCACCAAUUUCUGGUCUGUAUGUCUUCGCAUGGUCUAUUGCAAGCGGAGACAGAAGUUGCAUGAAAUAUGAAUUUGUUCACAACAGCGCCGUUUUAACAUAUUCUAUAAGUGAUGCACAUGAUCACGACGAUUGGGCAGUGUCUUCAGGAACUGCUGUCACACGUAUGAAUUCUGGAGACCGUGUGUGGAUCAGAGUUUCUGAUAUGCUUCCAUGUUCUCACACCAUUUUUGGAGUUGGUCUCGGUACUUCGUCUUUUUCCGGUUUCUUGUUACAUUAA
This is a messenger RNA of Saccostrea echinata, 634 nucleotides long. RefSeq names its product heavy metal-binding protein HIP-like. The coding region runs from base 14 to 634 and encodes 206 amino acids. Gene Ontology annotation, molecular function: protein binding. The record is from RefSeq and is a predicted model, not a curated record. The transcript has 2 exons. Lineage: Eukaryota; Metazoa; Mollusca; Bivalvia; Ostreida; Ostreidae.